AUGAGUUGCAUCGUGUGGAACUGCAGGGGGCUUGGGAACCAACUAGCAGUUCAAGAAUUAGCAGAGGUAGUGACUGCAAAAGCUCCCGCUGUAGUGUUCUUGGCCGAAACACUGGCAGACGAAGCUAGGCUAGAGUAUGUGAAAUAUAGGAUUCAAUUUGAUAAGAAGUUUGUUGUGGAGAGGGUUAACAGGGGUGGAGGUCUUGUUCUUUUUUGGAAAAAUGAUUUGGUGGUUGAUGUAAUCUCUUCUUCUCUGAACCAUAUAGAUGCGAUCAUUAAUAAGGACACUGAAGCAGCCUGGCGCUUCACCAGUUUCUAUGGCGAACCGGAAACACAUAGAAGGCAUGAAUCAUGGGAUCUACUCCACACUUUACAUAGCCAAAACUCAAUGGCUUGGCUGUGUGCUGGGGACUUCAAUGAGAUUUUAAAGCAAAGUGAGAAGCUUGGGGGACGGAUGAGACCUUUGGGACAAAUGCAACUCUUCAGGGAUAUUUUGGAUGAAUGUAGCCUUAUGGACAUUGGUUUUAAGGGCUCGCCUUUUACUUGGAGUAAACAUUAUAGCAAUGGAAUUUCGAUAUGGGAAAGGCUAGACAGAGCUGUGGUCUCCUAUGACUGGUUUGCUAAAUUCCCAGGUGAUCGGGUUCAUCAUGUAGAUAGUACUACUUCGGAUCACAAGAUUCUUUGGAUUGAAAAUUCGGAUUUGAACUAUUUACCGAGGAAGAGAUUGUUCAGGUUUGAGGAAAUGUGGUUAGGAGAUAAGGGGUGUGGCAAGACAGUGGAAGGCAUUUGGCAGGUCAGAUAUGAAAAGGAAUGA
Molecule: messenger RNA, 813 nt
Organism: Quercus lobata
Lineage: Eukaryota; Viridiplantae; Streptophyta; Magnoliopsida; Fagales; Fagaceae
Exons: 1
Coding region: 1-813 (270 amino acids)
Molecular function (GO): catalytic activity
Source: RefSeq, a predicted model, not a curated record